Molecule: messenger RNA, 2089 nt
Organism: Rubroshorea leprosula
Lineage: Eukaryota; Viridiplantae; Streptophyta; Magnoliopsida; Malvales; Dipterocarpaceae
Source: the annotation of a GenBank genome assembly
CGCUUGUGUGUUCAAAACUCCUCCACUGUACUGUAACGCUAAAGAGCUCCGGCAAAUGGAGGUUCCGAAGGAUCAAAUCGCUGCUCUUCUCGAAAAUGGCCUCUACAGCUCCGCUCAAACACUCGGUUCUUUCCUUGUUUCAUCUUCUUCCGUCAAUGCCGAAAGCAGUCCACACCUCAAAGCCGAAAAUCUGAUUCUUCUUGGCGAUGCUUUGUUUCGCGAAAGAGAGUAUUGCAGAGCGAUUCAUACAUAUAAGCAAGCUCUGCAAUACUACAAGAUUAUUCCCAAGCAAAAUUCGACUUCUAGAAGUUCGUUGUCCUCAUCAAAUAGGUCAUCUUCUCCAAAUUCUUUCAACAUAUCAGCAAUUAAUGAGAAUGAGGUGAAGUUCAAAAUUGCUUCUUGUCAUUUUGCUCUGGGCGAAACCAAAGCAGCACUUGUAGAGAUGGAGGGAAUACCUAGCAAAGCUAGAAAUUUGCAAAUGAGUCUCUUAAUGGCAAAGCUUUAUCGAAAUUCGAAGCAUAACCGGAGUGCUGUUGCUUGUUAUAGAGAAUGUUUAAGGCAAUGUCCAUAUGUCAUCGAAGCUAUCACAGCUUUGGCAGAAUUAGGUGCUACUGCCAAGGAUAUUAUCUCAUUGUUUUCCCAGACUCCAAAUAGAAGUGGGAGGGCUCAAUUUGACCAUAUUGAUUCAGGCCGUUGGCUACAACGCUAUGUUGAGGCCCAGUGUUGCAUUGCUUCUAAUGAUUACAAAGGUGGUUUGGAGCUCUUUGCAGAACUUUUACAACGUUUCCCUAAUAACAUUCACAUAUUACUUGAAAUGGCAAAGGUUGAAGCCAUUAUUGGAAAGAAUGAUGAGGCCAUAGUGAAUUUUGAGAAGGUUCGAGCUAUAGAUCCUUAUGUUAUGACUUACAUGGAUGAGUAUGCGAUGCUUCUAAAGAUGAAGUCUGAUUAUUCAAAGUUAAACAAGUUAGUGCAUGAUUUGAUAAGUAUUGAUGCUACAAGGCCAGAAGUUUCUGUGGCUCUAUCUGUUUUGUGGGAAAGGAAGGAUGAGGGGACUGCAUUAUCUUAUGCUGAAAAGUGUACCCGAAUUAAUGAGAGGCACAUACCAGGUUAUAUAAUGAAGGGAAACCUCCUCUUAUCAAUGAAGCAGCCAGCAGCUGCUGUACAUGCCUUUAGAGGAGCUCUAGAAUUAAGAGCUGAUCUUCGUUCAUAUCAAGGUUUGGUACAUUCCUAUUUGGCAUCUUCUAAAGUCAAAGAGGCCCUAUAUGCUGCCAGAGAGGCAAUGAAGGCCAUGCCUCAGUCUGCAAAAGCUCUAAAAUUAGUUGGGGAUGUACAUGCUAGUAACUCUAGUGGCAGAGAGAAGGCCAAAAAGUUCUAUGAAUCAGCACUCAGGCUGGAACCUGGUUACCUUGGAGCUGCACUAGCUUUGGCUGAGCUCCAUGUCAGUGAAGGCCGCAAUGAAGAUGCUGCAUCCCUGCUUAAGCGGUAUCUUAAAGAUUGGGCUGAUGACUCUCUUCAUGUCAAGCUUGCUCAAGUAUUUGCUGCUACUAAUUCGCUGCAAGAGGCUUUGACACAUUAUCAAGCUGCAUUGAGAAUAAAUCCACAGAAUGAAGCUGCCAAGAAGGGUUUAGAGCGGUUAGAGAAGCAGAUGAAGGGAGUGGAUCCAGAUGCCCCUGAAGAAGAUGAAGAAAAUGAGGUAGAUGAUGCUGAUGGAGAAGUAGAAGAGACUGAGCUUCUGUGAUGGUGAGUGAUUCAAGAUCUUUCAGUGGAAGAGAAAAAGACCCCUCGAAUUUGCUGAUUUUUAAUUAGAAAAUUCUCAUGACAACAAACCAAGGCAAGAAGUCUGGACGCCGCCCCAUGACCUGGCUUAUGAUUGAAAUAUUGAGAUUUUGAAGUUUCGAUAGAAGCAGAAAUCGACACCAGGUUAACAUGUACUAAUGCAAUGAUGAAAUGGUGUUUGCCUAUUGGCACCAAGUUGUAAAAAUCAAUGACACUGUUUCUUGUACCAAAAAAAUGAUACAGUUGUGUUUUAAUGAUUUAGUCUGGAGUAAGUUUAUGAAUUUGAAAGUUUAAAUAUAGACAGCUGAAGUAA